AAGGAGUUGGCCAGGCCCCGGGCUCUGUCAGUGGCGUCCGCCGAUUGCUGGAGCUGCGGGUUUGGCUUGUUACGCGGUGGCGGCCGAGGCUGUCCCGGGGUGGACGCCGGGGCCAGGCUGCACCCACUUCAGGCAGCUGUGACUUUCUUUGGAUGGUUGAUGACAUUUGUCAUUGUGCCCAGUUUCUAUGCAUAAAAGAUGGGUGGAUUAUUUUCUCGAUGGAGGACAAAACCUUCAACUGUGGAAGUUCUAGAAAAUAUAGAUAAGGAAAUUCAAGCAUUGGAAGAAUUUAGGGAAAAAAAUCAGAGAUUACAAAAAUUAUGGGUUGGAAGAUUAAUUCUUUAUUCUUCAGUUCUCUAUCUAUUUACAUCCUUAAUUGUAUACUUGUGGUACCUUCCCGACGAACUUACAGCAAGACUUACCAUGACACUCCCAUUUUUUGCUUUUCCAUUGGUCAUCUGGAGCAUAAGAACAGUCCUUAUUUUCUUCUUUUCCAAGAGAACAGAAAGAAAUAAUGAAGCAUUGGAUGAUUUAAAAUCCCAGAAGAAAAAAAUUCUGGAAGAAGUCAUGGAAAAAGAAACUUAUAAGACGGCUAAAUUAAUUCUUGAAAGGUUUGGUCCAGACUCAAAGAAAGCAAAGGAGUUUGAGCCGCCAUCUGCUGGAGCAGCUGUAAUUUCAAGACCUGGACAAGAGAUUCGUCAGCGAACUGCAGCUCAAAGAAGUGUGUCGCCAGCACCCCCAGCCUCUAACCAGGGCCCUACUCCUCAAGUUCCAGUAUCUCCUGGACCACCAAAGGAUACUUCAGCCCCUGGUGGACCCCCAGAAAGAACUGUUACUUCAGCCGUACCAUCAAAUAUGUUACCAAGACGCCUUGGAUCCCCUGCUACUUCUGUGCCUGGAAUGGGUCUCCAUCCUCCAGGUCCACCUUUAGCAAGGCCCAUUCUUCCCCGAGAACGGGGUGCUUUGGAUAGAAUUGUUGAAUAUUUAGUUGGUGAUGGUCCACAGAACAGGUAUGCACUUAUAUGUCAACAGUGUUUUUCUCAUAAUGGCAUGGCUUUGAAAGAAGAAUUUGAAUACAUUGCUUUUCGGUGUGCCUACUGUUUUUUCUUGAAUCCUGCGAGAAAAACUAGACCCCAAGCUCCAAGGCUUCCAGAGUUUAGUUUUGAGAAGAAGCAGACUGUAGAAGACCCAAGUGUAGUUGAUCCUUUGCCAUCAGGAAGUUUGCCUCCAUCGGAUAACCAAUUUAAUGAAGAACCUUUAAAAGAGCAAGAUGUUCUUGAAAAUAGUACAGAGGAAGUAGAUGAAGAAAUAUUAACUCCAGAGCAGAUAAAUCCGGAUGUUGAAAAAGCAUCAAUCUCAGAGGAACCAGAGAAGAAAGAAGAGACUGAGAGUGAGGAAGCAGUGAAUGAAGCUGAAUCUACAGUUGCCAGAUGUGAUUGUAUUCCCAACCCUGAACUAAGUGGAGAAGCUUCAGUGACAAAGUAGUAAAUGCUUCUACGUGCCUUCAACUGGUUAUGUGUAGUCUUAUUGAUGUUGGUUACUGGUUUUUAGAUGGUACUUGAUUUCUUCUGUUUUUGCACCUCUGAGUUGAUGCUUGAUAAUAUUUGAAUUCAGAUUGUCUAGCUAGUUCCAUAUAUCAGAGUUGAAUCUUCUAGGUAUUAAUUAAAAGCAAGUGAUAUCCAUAAAGGGAGAAUGUUUUAAAUGUACAAAGACUCACACUAUUUGGAUAACUUUUGGAUUUUUUUUUUGGUCCACUCUAAAGAUAAUCGUAUUGUUUUCUGUAUGUGUAGCUUGUAAAUAAUAUCCAUUUGCAUAGAAAGAACUUUGGUUAAGAGCAAGUUCUCUAAUAGUGUUUUUUUAAGGGAAUGAAGAACACUUAAGAUUUGGAGAAUAUUAUCAUUAAAAAUGAAUAGAAUUUUAUCUCUUGAGAUAUUGCCAGUAGGAGGGAAAUGUGUUUAGGUGUUUACAUUAAGGGAUAUGAAAGUUUUUUAACUGUUGCUAUUAGACAUUGGUACGAAUUCUCAAUAGGAAUGCAAUUGAACAGUCAAGUGCAGUGUUUCUUUUUGGUGUCUUUUAUUUUGCAGCUGGGCCAAAGGCACAUGAUGUACAUAAUUAGUUUAUGUUUACAUAUUAACAUAUAGGAAAUAUUUCUGCACUUGACUGUACUUGAAUUCUGAGUAUUAUUUAUGCUUGUAAAAUAAUGAUAUAUAAGUGAAUUUUGUGCUCUUGUGUGUAUUUUUGUUAAGGAAAAUAAAGAUUAUAUGGCAGCAA
Molecule: messenger RNA, 2271 nt
Organism: Ochotona princeps (American pika)
Lineage: Eukaryota; Metazoa; Chordata; Mammalia; Lagomorpha; Ochotonidae
Gene: LNPK
Product: lunapark, ER junction formation factor
Exons: 13
Coding region: 199-1485 (428 amino acids)
Biological process (GO): endoplasmic reticulum tubular network organization
Cellular component (GO): endoplasmic reticulum tubular network
Source: RefSeq, a predicted model, not a curated record